Lytechinus variegatus (green sea urchin) is the source of this 2401-nucleotide messenger RNA. Its product is annotated as DNA-directed RNA polymerases I, II, and III subunit RPABC2-like. The record is from RefSeq and is a predicted model, not a curated record. The transcript has 5 exons. Gene Ontology annotation, cellular component: RNA polymerase III complex; RNA polymerase II, core complex; nucleus. NCBI's taxonomy places the organism in Eukaryota, Metazoa, Echinodermata, Echinoidea, Temnopleuroida, Toxopneustidae. Gene Ontology annotation, biological process: DNA-templated transcription. The coding region runs from base 72 to 449 and encodes 125 amino acids. Gene Ontology annotation, molecular function: DNA-directed RNA polymerase activity; DNA binding.
GGCUGAAUACAUACGGACUUCGGAAAUCUCGCACGUUUGCCAAGCAAGCUAAAGGCCGACAAAACAAAACAAUGGCUGACGACGAAGAUAUCGAGAACUUUGAUGAGGACUUUGAUGACGGAGACGAACAACUUGAUGAUCUUCCAAACGAAGAGGAAGCCGAUGAUGGAGACCACAUUGACGUGUUACCGGCUGGAGAGGGCGUGCAGCAAACAGAGAGAAUUACAACACCAUACAUGACAAAAUAUGAGCGGGCGAGAGUGUUGGGAACAAGAGCGUUACAGAUAGCGAUGAAUGCUCCUGUUAUGGUGGAACUUGAAGGGGAAACUGAUCCUCUACAGAUUGCUAUGAAAGAACUCAAAGCAAGAAAGAUCCCAAUCAUCGUCCGACGUUACCUCCCCGAUGGAAGCUAUGAGGAUUGGGGGUGCGAUGAACUUGUUAUCGACUGAGACCAUUGGUGAUCUAAAAAAACAAUUAAAUGAAAAUAGACUUCCAGCAUUGACAGUGGUAUUUGAAGUGGUGAAACUUUGCAAUGUCAAGGAGUGUGAUUCCUACAUUGCUGGAUUUGGGGAGAAAUGUUGAUGGAAUUGGAUUAAAAAGGAGACAUCUGCAGAAAUAUCUGUCUAUCUUUUUUUUAUCAUGAUGAUACCUUCGCACUGCUUUCAUCAGCCAACUUCCUUUUGGAAUCCCAGCAACCUUAACUUCACAGGAAUUCACAUCUGCUUCAUUCGCAUCGGCUCCAUAUUAGAGAGGCGGGGCAGGGGAGUGGUGAGACCAAGUUUUUGUACCGCGGCUUGCCCCGUAUAUUUCAAUUACAAACCGUAAAAUCAUAUUUCACUUUUCAUGUUGUUACAGAAGUUGGAGAUACACUGUACUUGAGGUAAUUAUAAGCUCUUAUUUCUUGUAAGUAGUGUGUUGUACAUUUUGACUGAACAUUCUGAUUCUUUUCAUGGUGUGAUUUGGUGAUCAUCUCUCCCUCAAGAAGAUGAAAGAAGAUGUAACAUGAAACUUAGCACCUGAAUUUAGAGCUGAUUUGCAUGCUGGAUCGAAUUUAUUAUUAUUAUUUGCAUUCUAAUCAACUUUACGAUCAACCGUUCAGGUUUUUGAUAUACCAUGUCAAGAUAUUCUGUAGCCACUCUCGAUUUAACAAAUUUUAUUGAUACACAUUUUUUUUGCCCUGCAAUGAAAAAUGUCACUUGUCUCUGCAUCGUUGCCUCAUUUACAUCCUGUUGCUUUUAUUCAUGUAAAUGCUGCUAAGCCCUUGUUAAUUGUCAUACCAUUUCUGAAUGAUCUAUUACUCAACAAAAUCCAAGCUCAAGCUACAAUUUUUAAUUAUCAAUGAGUUGUCCAUUCACAUAUGGGGUCUAUUUUAAUUAAUGUUGUACUUCAAACCUAAAGUAUAUGUGCAUAUAUGUUCAAGCUGCAUUUGAUUUGUGAUUUUUUUUAAAGAUAAAAUGUAUGCUUUUAACAACAGAAUGAAAAUUUACCUCUGUAACAGGUGUAUGCAGAGGAACUUAUUUAGAUUUGCUUCAACUUAUACAUCAGUCACAUUUGCUCUAUGGCGGCCGUACGGCAAGUCGAAAACGGCCAUUUUAAGAUAUUUUGUACCAGCUAUGUGUAGGUGGUUUGAAUAAAAAUGAAUAAAAUGGCUGUUUUGACUCACUGUAUGGCUGCCUUGGGGGAUAUUUGAUUGUAGCAUUACUUGUAUGCUGAAAAGUGAUUGAAAUAAAAUUUAAAUGAGUAGGUCAUGAGUUCAUACAGUUGCUAAUUUAUGUCGUCUUACAGAUCACAUCUUCAAAAAUUCAUACCAUUUAUGAUUAUUAUUGUUUUCAAUAUGAAAUUUUUCAAAAUGUCUUUGUUCUUGGUUCUGUUGCAGAUAGAGUUCAAUUAAAAGCAUUUAAAAAAAUCAAACCCAGGUUGGUUUUCAGCCAAUCACAAGUGCCGUUUUGGGAAUUGCUUAUUUCUUUCUGCCAACAGGUUUCUGAUCCUCCCAUUUGCUUCUAGCGACAAGGCCCCUCCCCUCUUCACCUCCCUGGCCUUUAGUAUUUUUUUUUUUGCUGAGGAUAAAUUUUCUACAUGAAUUAGGGGACUAUUUUCAGACAAAAUGAGGUUGCUACCCUUUUCAAUAUUUCGAAAAUACAACUUUUUCUUAAUUUCCCUCAUUUUUUUAAGAUGAAUUUUAACACCCGAAGGCACUUGUAAUUGGUUGGAAAUCAAGUUGUGUUUGAUUUGUGGAGUUGCAAUCGAUUGCAAAGCUAUCUGCAACAGGCUCUGUAAUUUGCUGAUCUGUAUAAUGUUAUCAAUCAGUAAAACCUGACAUGUCUUUUGUGCAUUAAUGGCAGGAUAGUAUCUGUGUUUGUAUUGAAUGCUCUUUUAGUAAUAAAACAACAAAAAUAGCUUA